This is a messenger RNA of Drosophila ananassae, 951 nucleotides long. RefSeq lists its product as uncharacterized. The record is from RefSeq and is a predicted model, not a curated record. NCBI's taxonomy places the organism in Eukaryota, Metazoa, Arthropoda, Insecta, Diptera, Drosophilidae. Bases 1 to 582 code for a protein of 193 amino acids. The transcript has a single exon.
AUGCUCUGCCGCUCCCUGACCAGCCAGCAGGGGUCACAGAGGCGCAAGAAGAGCCGCCUGUCCACGGGAGGCAGUGAGGAUCAGAAAAAAUCCAACUCGUUGCUAUCAGCGUUCCAAAUGUAUUCGCCAUUCAGUUCGAAGGAGAAUGUGGAAUCUGGCGAGGAUGUGCCGGAUCUACAUGCUGUGAUUGACACCCAGCCAGGUCACUCGAUUGACGUGCCACUUUUUGCGGAUUUUAAUCCAAUAAACCCGAUUCUUGAGGAAGAAGUCGAUGCCCUUGAUGGCAAAUCAGGUGAAUCCAAGAAAUCUUCACACAAAGAUGGACAGAAAGUAAAAGGCGAUGGCGGCGGCGGAGGCGGAGGCAACCGGUUGAAGCGAAACAUCAAGCACACCGGAAGCCUAAUUGUGCGGAAGCUGACUGCUGCUAGGCAGGGGUCGUCGGGGAAAAAGGAGAAGGAGACAGCACAGGCGGCAGCAGGAGGCGGCGGAGGGCAGCAGGAAGCGGCGGUGGCCACCGACAAGGAGAAAUCAAGCAGCAAGCCGGAGGGAAAAGUUGCCAUGCUACGGACCACAACUCUCUAAUGGAAUGGAAAAUGGCCGUAGCAGUGGCGUUCAUUUGUGGGGCAGGCGUAUCCUGCACCGAAUCUCAAGACGAUGGAAGAAACAAAAACAAAAGAAAAAAAUGGAUGUUAGUAUCUCUCCGUAGAUCGAACGUAUUGAAUAUAUAACAACUACACAUAACAAUCAAGCAGACAAACCCCUCUAUCUACCCACACUGACAAGCAUUAGCACCCGCAUAGAUACGCACAUAAUUACAUAAAUACAUACGUUAAUUAAUAGGACUCUAGCUAAUGGGCCUGCUAGCAGCCCGGGGGGGCUGCAGGAUGAUUAUUUGAAGAAGGGUAACACCAGAACACAACUCAAUAAACAAACAAAACAAAAAAAAAAACA